AUGCUCCCAGAUUCACUCUCUUCAAGCUACGAGCGGUACAAGGCAGACUCGGAUAAUGUCGCAAACUGGCUAGCUACCACCGCCAGACUAUGUGGCUAUGCGCCGAUUGACUGUUCUUCGGCAGCGGUGACUGCUCCCACCCAGCCCACCUCGCGCCUGAAAGGUAAGGCACGAAAGCUUGCGCGUGAAGCCAGUAGAGAAUCAGUCGCAGCAGAAACGCGCCCUUCACGUGCUUAUCGCGUGCAGACGAAGGAGUACGUGCCUCUUGCACAGUGUAUCACCACGUCUACCAAACCACGUAUCAUAGUCCCGGCGUCUUUUGGCUAUGCAUUGCAACGAGCUAUCAAGGACCGAAGGCGACAUCAAGACUGGCAUAGCAAGCAAGCCUCGAAUGCAGUCCUUCCCGAAAACCAAGAUGGCCACGGCUAUUUCAUUGACGUUCUGGAACGUGUGCAAGAAAUUCUACGGCCCAAGUUCGCCUCCGGUGUCACACCGAAAAGUACAGAUUCUCAGGACAACCCUGGAGACAGGCAUAUUGCAAACAAGUUCGCAAGUCUUUUACUGGAAGACACGACCGAUGCCCUUACCGAGGACGAAAUGAUCGGCAGACCCAGUCCUGGAGGCGAGGUACAGUUCGUGAGUGACCUUGGUACGAAGAGCGAAGAGGCGUUCACGGCAUCGGCAUAUCUGUGGAUGGAUGUCCACAGCAUCCGUUCACUCAUUCGCAAUCUUUGGGUGGCAUAUGGAGACGGGAAGAUAGACUCGGUAGCCGCAUCUGUAACCACCAAUACCGCAAUCGACUUCGUCCGGAACCUCCAAGAGGACUUUGAUACCGCCGACAAGGACGCCAGUAUUCAAGACGCUGAUGUGCCGUGUUUGGCGUCCGCUCACAAGAUCGUGUCGGUCUUGUCAAAGUUUCUUGCAGUCGAUCCUUCGAGCUACGUGCCCCCCGCGGUGCCGGCGUAUGUGGAAGCUUACGACAAAGAGACGAAUCUGCUUCCCGAUUAUCAGGUCUUGAUGCGACACUUUGCUCGGAUCCAGGCAGAGCACGAGGUCAUCCGAGGGCUCCGAGAGUUCAUCCAACACAAGCAACCGACGUUCUCGCUUUCCUUUGCGAUACAGGUCUCCAUCGACAUACGCCACGUUCUUCGCGACAUCACACGGGUGCUAGACUUCCACGAAAAGUCGCAUCCCGAUAAACCCUCUGGUCUUAAGGACGUGUUAGAACUUAUGGCUCGAUGGACAGAAAAAGAUACAGUCGGCGACAUCAGACGUGGCAUGCAAGCAGACCCUACGUCGUCGGGUCACAUUCCGGAAUACUACCUACUCCAAAGUGAUCCUUUCUGGUGUGGACUUCUCCUGUACAACUUCAGAAUGGUCACAUACGAGGGCGCUAUCGUAACAGAAAACUCCUACCCAUCCAUUCUGGCCACUGCUCAUCUCUACAACUGCCUGGGGCUCGAUAGCGCACUGAACCGCCAAUGGACUGACAUGGAGAAUGUUCUCUCCGCACAAGGUAUCAACAAGAUGUUUGUUGGCGAUCUUCCGACUUCAUACCAAGAUUGUGCCAAGCGCCAUGGCCUCGCCAUUGGUAUGUCAGCGGUCAAUUUCGCGCGCAACCCACGCAAGCUCCGGGAAUCAUUGCUCCGGGAAUCGGUUCCCAAACGGCCGCACAACAAGAUCAGGGAGUUAGAAAGAGUGACACCCGUAUCUUGGGUCUUCAAAGCCCGGUACUGCGAUAACAGUGGCCGCGUAGGGUUUGAGCCGAGUGAUGUAGCGACGGUCUUGCGCAACAAUACCGCGGGAGAAGAUGGGACAAAAGGCACCAAGGCCACAGGGAAGACGGACAUAUGCAAGCUGCUGGUCCAUUUGGUCGGUGCACUCCACCAAGAGGUGCUGGAGGCCACCUUCGAUUACUUUCAGAUGCACAUGACCUGCUGGGACUUGCUACGGCGGGUAGACAACGUUCUUGGAUCGAGGAUAACAGAGUGGCCGAGCCUCCGUCACGAUGAAAAUCUCCUGCCAUCUCUAGUGUUAUUCUUACUGGCAGAUAUAGCGCAGACUCCAAGGCUAGACAGAGUGGCAGAGGGUGGACUUCUUCGUGACGCCAGGCAGGUUUUAGAUGAGGUGAUCACCCAGGAGGGAGCGCUGGUAACGACGAAACGCAAUCGACAGUUAACUGAGUCUUUCAUGACACGCAUAGUGGGCAGGACUUGA
Molecule: messenger RNA, 2217 nt
Organism: Anthostomella pinea
Lineage: Eukaryota; Fungi; Ascomycota; Sordariomycetes; Xylariales; Xylariaceae
Source: the annotation of a GenBank genome assembly